This is a messenger RNA of Cladophialophora psammophila CBS 110553, 1803 nucleotides long. RefSeq lists its product as uncharacterized. The transcript has a single exon. NCBI's taxonomy places the organism in Eukaryota, Fungi, Ascomycota, Eurotiomycetes, Chaetothyriales, Herpotrichiellaceae. The record is from RefSeq and is a predicted model, not a curated record. The coding region runs from base 1 to 1803 and encodes 600 amino acids.
AUGGGGAAUUUUCCGGAAUCAGGGAUUUUGGUGGAGGCCGAGGAGUUCGACGACUUUGGUGGUUGGGUCCUGGACUCCCAGUUCGACCUGGAGAUGGGCUCACCUUACUUGCUGGCUCAUGGGAACGGCAGGCCGGUCACAGAUGCCACAACCGUAAUUUCCAUCCCGGAGGCUGCGAAAUACAACAUCUGGGUUCGCGCAAAGGAUUGGGUCCCGGGCCAUCAUCCAGGAAGGUUCACGCUUGCGGUCAACGGAAACACUUUGAGGACUGUGUUUGGAGCAAACGACCUGGACUGGUCUUGGCAGUACGGAGGUAACAUGGAGCUUCCACUAGGUAAAAUAAAGCUCGUACUCCACGACCUGACAGGAUUUUGCGGACGCUGUGAUGCGAUUUUCUUCAGUCGUGAUGAUGUUGCACCUCCCCAGGCGACACACGCGGCAGCAAGGGCAUGGCGGCGCAAAUUCCGUGGACUCCCCCAGGACCCCGUCGACAUCGGCACCUUCGACCUUGUGGUCAUUGGAGGCGGAGUACCUGGGGUGGCCGCGGCUCUAACUGCUGCCCGGCUAGGGGAGCGUGUUGCGCUGGUUCACGAUCGGCCUUACCUUGGGGGCAAUGCUAGCGUGGAAAUUGGACUUCGCCCACGCGGAGUGACGGGGCCGCUGAUAGACGAGCUCUCACAGCGCAAACCUGAUGGCGAUCUCUACGCAAGUGAGUUGCUUGAUGCGGAAGAUAAUGCAACUGUCUUCCUGGAGUACGCUGUUUACAAUGUGGUGCAAAGGAACUCGACUAUCAUCUCGGUGGAUGCUCGCCAUGCCCGCAGCGGACGGGAGGUCCGCUUGACGGCGCCAAUUUUCAUCGACUGCUCAGGAAGAGCCAUCGUUGGGCUGCUCUCUGGCGCGGAGACUCUCUUCGGACAGGAGUCGCAGUCGGAGUACGGCGAGAAGCUCGCCCCAGCAGAUGGCAACAACAUGCACCACGGCAACACUGUGUUUUUCCGGACGCGGAUGGCGCGCUCGCCUGUUGCCUUUCCACACGUUCCCUGGGCUACCGAGGUGGCCAAGGACUUCUCUGAUCUUGGUGGUCAGCUCACAAAGCCCGGUAUUGAAAACGGUCCCGGUCCUGCUGUCGCUCCGAGCUUUGUAUCUGAUCCAAACGUGCCCCGGCGAAUGACAAGGCCUCUCACUCACUUUUGGGAGUACGGCCAAUGGCUCGACCCCUAUACUCAAGGCGAGCAUAUUCGUGACUUCCUUCUUCGUGCCAUCUAUGGCACCUUCUCAAACGUCAAAACAAAGGAUCCUCGUACAUACGCCAACCUCGAGUUCGACUGGGUCGCCUAUGUCCCUGCACAAGGCGAAUUCCGGAGGUACAAGGGAGAUUAUGUCCUUACUGAGAACGACAUUCGCAAUCACAAGCGAUUCCAUGACGCAGUGGUGCAGAACGAGGGAGCAUUCUGUUUGCACUAUCCAGGCGACAAGAAGUACGACUUUCGUCUUAAGUGGUGGGAAUGGGAUGAAAGGGAUGGAAAGCCUUAUGAUAUCCCGUUCCGUUGCAUCUACUCUGUCAAUAUCUCGAAUUUGAUGAUGGCAGGAAAGCACAUGAGCGCAACUCAUGUUGCAUCGUCUAAUACCAAAUUCAUGGGAAAUGGUGGGCAGCACGCGAUCGCAACAGCAGCCGCGGCUCAUUUGUGCAAAAAGUACAGCACAACACCUCGAGGCGUCUACGAAAGCCAUCUUUCGGAGCUUCAAAGAAUCGCUGCGACCAUAACUGGCACUGAUUGUUCAUACCCCCGGAGCCACCUAUGA